Molecule: messenger RNA, 1441 nt
Organism: Lactuca sativa (garden lettuce)
Lineage: Eukaryota; Viridiplantae; Streptophyta; Magnoliopsida; Asterales; Asteraceae
Product: RHOMBOID-like protein 2
Biological process (GO): proteolysis
Cellular component (GO): membrane
Molecular function (GO): serine-type endopeptidase activity
Source: RefSeq, a predicted model, not a curated record
CCCUGCAUUACAUCCCCAUCCUACCUGCUCCUACACCACCACAUCAACACUUACGUGGCGCGCAUUCAGCAACAAAACAGGGUAGAUAAUCCGACGAAUACGUCGUCGUAUCAUCAUCUCCACGUCCAGCUUGUCAGCUCAACCGGUUUUCCUUUCCAUCUCCGGUGACCCCACUAAGCACACGAUCUUCCAGUAAUUUCUCCCACCCUCCAUUAAAUCAAACCCUUUGAUCUUCAGCUUCCCCAUCAUCAGUUUUCUAAAGAAAUCGUGCUUCGUGAUCUCUGAUUUCGUAUCACAGUCUUACUGAUCGUCUUCGCCGGAGCAAUACGAUGAUGUCCGGUGAUGAUUUAGAAGGCAGGGGAAGAUCGAAGAACAGUACCAGAACUACAGAAAAUUAUCAUUCAUCGUAUGCAGAAAGCUAUUGGACUUCAUGGUUGAUCCCUGUUUUCGUGGUUGUUAAUAUCGCUGUUUUCGUUGUUCUCAUGUACGUCAAUGAUUGCCCUAAACACAAUCGUUCGCGUAUCUAUGGCAAGUGUGUUGCGAGGUUUCUUGGUCGAUUCUCGUUUCAGCCCCUCAGAGAAAACCCUACCUUUGGUGCUUCAGCGAACUCCCUCGAGAAACUGGGAGCUCUUCAAUGGCGGAAAAUCGUGCACGGAAAUCAAGGAUGGAGACUUGUGACCGCUAACUGGUUACACGCCGGAUUGAUUCAUCUAGUCGCUAAUAUGUUAAGCCUCGUCCUCAUCGGCAUUCGCCUUGAACAACAAUUUGGAUUUCUUCGCGUGGGAUUGAUCUAUCUGUUAUCAGGAUUCGGGGGUAGCAUUCUUUCUUCCUUAUUCCUUCAAAACAACAUCUCAGUUGGUGCCUCCGGUGCUCUCUUCGGUUUACUCGGGACAAUGCUCUCCGAACUCAUCACAAACUGGACAAUCUACUCCAACAAGGCUGCAGCGUUGAUAACACUCAUCAUCAUCAUCGUUGUCAAUUUAGCUGUUGGAAUUUUGCCAUUUGUUGACAAUUUUGCCCAUAUCGGUGGAUUCUUGACUGGUUUUCUUCUAGGGUUUGUUUUGCUACCUCGACCUCAAUUUGGGUGGUUAGAAAGACACAAUCUUCCAGCUGAUGUUCGUGUUAGAUCCAAAUACAAGGUUUAUCAGUAUGUGUUUGGUUUGAUUGCGCUAGUUCUUCUUGUUGCAGGAUUUACGAUGGGAUUGGUGAUGUUGUUUCAUGGAGAAAAUGGAUACAAGCAUUGCCAUUGGUGUCGCUAUUUGAAUUGUGUGCCUACUUCAAAAUGGGAGUGUAAUAGUAGUUAGUUCGUAUGUGGUAUAAUAGUGUGUGAAUAGUUGCAUAGUUUUUUUUUUCUUUGAAUUUUAUUGGUUUUGUGUUACAUUUUGUUUAUGAUGUUUGUAUUUUUGUUUAUGGAAUUAUAUAUUUAUUCAUUGUUAGGACA